AUGCAGGAACCACUUGGCGAUUUGCAAGACGCUUUUAUCGAGUUGAAUAUUAACAUACCCAACGAAGAGGAACAACAAGAAUACCUUUUACCACAAUGGAAAGACAUCACUUCCUUCCUGGAUGAAGCAACAAGCGAGUUUGACGUGGGCCAGUUGGUGCAUCUACAAUCAUUUACGCUAUUUGAUGCUAUGAGUGCCAUUGAAAUCAUGGAUCCUCGCAUGGACACAGGCAUGGUGAUUGAACACACACUCGAAAGCUUCGAUAUUGAGAAACGAACAUCGUCUGAGGAUGCACUGGGCAUUAUGGAUAGGCUCGUUGUGCGUGAAAUGGCCUGGAUCUCGGGCCAUUCACUUGCACAGACUGUAUACACAUGUAUUUAUUUUCACCACAUCAAAAAGUUAAACGAAUUACCUAUGCCUACUUUGACAUCAAACAUGGAGGACAUUAUCUAUGGCGUAUUGAAAUCCUAUAUCCUUGCUACGGUGAAAUGCUGUCAUUAUAUUUGGACUGAGAUGACUCAGGGCAACGUAUACGAGGAAGAGGAUUUUACAACUAACCUGUUCGGCUUGCAUUUCAACGAUCAAAAUCCUGAUGUGAUGAUAUUCAACGAUAUCGAUAGCUCCAUCAUGUUGCUGAACCAUUUAUUGAACACGAAAAUCUCGGAUUCACAAAAGAACACUGUAAAAGCCAUACUGAGCCGAGUCGAAAUCCGCAAAUCAUUUCUACUGUCGCUUGUAUAUUUGUCGAAACUGGAAGGUUCAUACUUGGUAACUGCAAAAUCAGAACUGAAGAAGAUCCUCGAGUUGCUGGAAACAGUGGAUCUGACAAUCGGAAAUGAAGUAGCAAAUGCUUUCGAUCCUAACAUUAACCGCAAAUUGACCUCACAAACACCUCCGCGCCCUGUUGAGCUAUCCUCUGUCCAAGAAUCAUUCAAAGAAUACACUUUGCUGAUUCAACGUUUACAUUCAAUUUGCAAUGUGAACGAUUAUCCCUCUGUCAACUCACUCAUAAAUUACUUUUUAGAUUUUGCAGCACAUCAGCCAUAUCCUGACGCUUUCUCGAGAUCCAAGUUGAAUUCGAUAUUCUUCCAUAAUCAACGCAUCUUUGGCACUAUUGCUGUCUCCAAAUUCAUCUUGGAUUCCAUCAAGGAAACCGUACAACCUCCAGUUUGGUGGACUUCGCCAAUGAGACAACCCGCUCACAUCAAUCCAGCCGAGUUCAUCAAUGCACAUGACACAUUAAAGACGUACCUGGAUAGAAUUUCAAUGGUAUUUGUCGAAUACUUCAAGAUAAACUGUCACAAUCGAUCACGCCAGCGAAGAAUGCUCUGUAAAGUCGUUGCAGAAUGGGAAAUCUUGCAAGAAGAAGCGGCUAGUGUUGAUGAGGUGUUUCAUGCGCUCGAGAAGAAUGAGAAAGAUGCUGCAACUCCAUAUUAUUUCUCCUCCUGGGCUUACAAUUUGAAAUUGACAAUGAUUGAAAAGAUUUUGUAUUUGGGAUUCGAAUUGGAUUUGUAUGGAUCACAUGAAUACAUCAUGGUUUACUGGUAUACGCAAUGUGUAUUAGGGAGCCGAGCAUAUUUGCUGGACCGUAUUUCCAACUUUGUGGAUCAAUCUAUUCAGACACCAGAUGUAUACAACUAUCUACUCACAAACCAGUCAAUGAACCAUAGCAAGAAAUGCUUGUCUGAAGCCAUGCUCAAACUGCUACUCACUGCAAAGUAUACGAAUCAGUUCGAUCAGCGCAGCCUCAUUUUUGACGAUGAAGAAACUCGGUACCUGCAUCGCUUUAAACCUUUUGUUUCUCUCAUUUCGCCUCCCCAUCCAACCUACCAGCAGUUCUCGGAAAUCGUAAACAUCGAAGAUUUUGAAGUCUCAAGAAUGAUUGAAAUCAUUAAGAACGAUUUUGCAGAAGCCAAAAAGGUAUUGGAAGGCUUAUUAGCCAUGUCCCCAGAAAAAACAUAUACUGAAAUGUGUCAAGGUCAUUUUAAAGAAGAUAUCAAGAAUCUCAUCCGCACCAUUAUUGCAAACAGCAUUGGGCUAAAUUAUAUUAGCGAAACAUCCCCCAAAGCCAGCAUUGAUACCAUCUUUGAAUAUCAUCCCUGGUUCCCUGUGCUGACCAAAAAGUAA
Messenger RNA from Mucor velutinosus, 2127 nucleotides. Its product is annotated as putative glycosidase CRH2. Bases 1 to 2127 code for a protein of 708 amino acids. Lineage: Eukaryota; Fungi; Mucoromycota; Mucoromycetes; Mucorales; Mucoraceae. Gene Ontology annotation, biological process: N-terminal peptidyl-methionine acetylation. The transcript has 8 exons. The record is from RefSeq and is a predicted model, not a curated record. Gene Ontology annotation, cellular component: NatC complex.